CAUUGCCACUCUCUCAUAUUAAUAUUAUAUUACACUUCGUUUUCCUUGCUUCUCUCGCUCUGUGUGUGUCUCUCUGGGUCUUCCACCGUUCUUUUCUCUCCGAGCUUCACUCUCUUCACCUCCACAAAAGGGAGAGAAAUGGGGUUCUUCUCUUUUCUGGGUCGUGUCCUAUUUGCUUCUCUCUUCAUCCUCUCCGCGUGGCAGAUGUUUAACGAACUUGAUGCCAAUGGUGGACCCAUUGCAAAGGAGUUGAUUCCCAAGCUCACUGUUGUGAAGAAAAAUUUGUCCUCCAAAUUGGGGGUAGGGCUACCAGAUAUUGAUGCUCGGCAAUUCAUUGCCACAAUCAUAUUUUUAAAGGGGGUUGGAGGAAUUCUAUUUGUGUUUGGCAGCACACUUGGAUCUUUUCUGCUGCUUCUGCAUCUGGCGUUUACUACUCCACUUCUGUAUGAUUUCUAUAACUAUAGACCGAGCAAAGUUGAAUAUAAUCUACUGCUGAAUGAUUUCAUGCUGAACAUAGCACUUUUUGGUGCAUUGCUAUUCUUUAUGGGGAUGAAGAACUCAAUUCCCAGGAGACAACACAGGAAGAAGACCCAAAAAUCAAAGACAGUUUAGAAAAUAGAGCAAAAGAUGUGGUGUGUUUGCCAAAAUGCUGAGUUGCCCUAUUUGAUUUUCAGGCUGAUUUUUUAAUAGUUGCUUAGAUCUAUUAAGAUUAUUUUGUUUGUCAUUUGGAUCAUAAUUUGAUUAUGCAUAUGCUUCCAUUUUGUCUUACAAUUAUUCUACUUACGCCCAAAGAAAUUAAGCCUAAGCUAUGGUUAGAUUUGAUGGAGGAGUUCAUGAGGGAAACAGAUUUCCUUGGAGAAA
Molecule: messenger RNA, 861 nt
Organism: Gastrolobium bilobum
Lineage: Eukaryota; Viridiplantae; Streptophyta; Magnoliopsida; Fabales; Fabaceae
Exons: 5
Coding region: 139-612 (157 amino acids)
Source: RefSeq, a predicted model, not a curated record